AAUCCCUUAAAUUGACCACCAACUUGCGAAAAUGGCUUCGUUGUUACGUUCUGGAAAAUUUUUCCGGUUAUUCUCAAACUUAACAAGAAGUUUCGAUAUAAAUAAUGGUGGUAGAAAUGAAUCACUGGCUCGUGCACGUAGAGGUGAAUGGGAAAUUACCAUACACAGAUCUCUGUCAGCUGCCCAAUUACCACUGAAGAACUUAAGUGAUACUACUGUUCAGCAGCCACUAAUAUCAACAGAUCAUGGUGUUAUUGACAGGGCUAUUGAAAAAGCUGAGUCAGAUGCUAAAAAAGUUGGCCGUAUCACAAAGGAUGAUAUUCUGAAUAUCAUUGAAAAGAUAAAACAACAGAAAACUGCUUCAACUACUCAAAGCUUACUGCUUAUACGAUGUUGUGGUAGCUUGGUUCCUGAGGAACCACCAACUUCAAGAACAAAAUUGGUUCAAGAAGUCUGGAAAAUGUUACAGGGAUACAAUGUUUCUCUUGACAUUAGUCACUAUAAUGCCCUUCUGCGUGUGUAUUUAGAAAAUGAGCACUCAUUUAACCCCAUGAAGUUCUUACAGAAGCUGGAGGAGCAAAAUAUUAUACCUAACAGAGUAACUUACCAGAGGCUUUUGUCAGCCUAUUGCCAGAAAGGUGAUAUUGAUGGUGCUUCACAAAUUUUGGAAAUAAUGAAAAGCAAAGAUCUCCCCAUUGGAGAGCUAGUAUUCAAUUCACUUGUUAUGGGCCAUGCCAACACAGGAGAUCUGGAAAGCGCUAGGGGUGUUAUCAAAGUGAUGACCCAAGCUGGUUUAGAACCUGACAGUGAGACGUACCGUACGUUACUCUGCGGCUACGCUAAACACGGCCUAUUACAGGACAUUUCUUCCACCAUAAAUGAAUGUAAAAACAAGGAAAUCACACUCCAUGACAGGGAUUUGCUAGAAGUAUUAUACACCGCAGCGAUUCACAAUCACCCCACAGUUGUUGAUAACAUGUUGAAUCUGAUGAACAAAUCUGCCGGCUAUAAUCAAGAUUGUUUCAACAUAAUUCUUCGUUUAGUCAAUCAUCAACAAGAAGACCAGGCUUUUAGAGUCCUUCAAAGCAUGAAACCUGUUCAGCUAGCUGAUGGUCAAAUGUCUGCAACCGGGAAUUUUUUUAUUCGUCAAAUCAUCAAAUCGAACUGUCCACCUGAGAAGGUUAUCUCUUUCUGUCAACAUCUGGUGGACUCUGGCCUAAACAACAGAGCGUUUUUCAAAGCCCUUGAGAUUUCUAACGCAUUCAAGAAGUCAGAAAUCUCAAAUCUUCUUCUUAAGCAAAUUCAAAAACAAAAAGAAAUGCUCCGACCCCAAGCUUUCUGGCCGCUGUUGACAGCGCAAUCAAAAGUUGGUGGUGAAAAGGGAGUUUUAGACGCUCUCCGUCAAAUGGCAGCCAUACAGGUUACGCCAAAUGUAGAUACAAUCAGCCAACGUGUACUACCGUACAUGGCAAACGACAAUGUUGAAACUCUGCUCCGGAAGUUACGUUCCGCGGAAGUCCCUCCAAGUGUUGUGGCCAUAUCUUUAUUAGUUCAAAGCUUGAAUCGUCUUGACUUCGCGUCGGCAAUUGAUGUUGCUUCAAAGAUAUACCUCCGUUUUGACAACGUUCACUUUCGCCAAGCCGCGGCUGAUGCGUACCUGAAAACCCGAGAUGCAUCAUCUUUGGCAAAACUUCUGAAAUCCACGCUGCGCCAACCGCAGACGCCGGAAAUGGAAAAUGAUCGUAAAGAUCAAGCUGCUGAGUUGGCUGGGCCAGUUCUGAGGGAAGUUUUCGAUCGUGCUACCAAACCCAAAUUAGAAGCCGUCGAACCUCUUUUAAAAGCCAUGCACGAAAACGGAAUAGGUGUACCAAAUAGCGUUGUACAGUACAUCCAAGAGCAGGCCGGCGACGAGAUGACGGAAUCAGUUGCGCAGCUGCUUGUUGAACUGAGUUCCGGGACGCUAAUGCCUACAGAACUUAUAGCUUACCCGCCGUCCACCAACAGGCAAAAUUUUUUUAAAGGAGCUCAAAAGUUCGUUGAAUUCGCUAAAGAGCAUAAUCUCACGGAAGCCCUCAACGAGAAGAAGUUAUUGGAAUCACGCAAUUUCGUCUUUUCUGAAGGAUUGAACAUUCUGCUCAUGGACCUUUAUGCCCACCAUGAACGUUUCGAUGAAGCUUUUGGGAUUUUUACAGCGCUUUACUCGAAGAACCCAGAUAUUGUUGUGACACCUAUUAAGUUGUUUAGUUUAGCGACAAGCUUUCUGAAAGGUGACCGCGUAGAUGAUGCAUUCAAGGUCCUCGAACGCUUGAAGCCAUCGUCUGAAACGAGUGAACAAAAUCUUCGCAAUUUGGAAAUGUCCGGUUGGCGUCUGAUGAACGUAGCGGCUUCGAAAGGAGACGUCGAAGUUACCCGUAAAUUGUUUGAAGUCAUAGAAAAAUCUGGAUUAAAAAUUACUGGCAUGCUUGCUGGCCCGCUGAUCAAGGUUCAUCUAAGCAGAGACGAUUUUGAAGGUGCAUUGAAAACUUUCCUUCAGUGCGUUGAAACAUAUCGAAUCACUCCUCUGAAAUCCACAUUAACCACGCGAUUGAUUGAAUCGGAAGAUGCCCAGCGACUUCAACAAGUUAUGGAUGCCAGCAUUAAAGUUCAUGGCGAGAUGAACAGUCUUUACGAUUUAGUGUUCGCGUUUUUGGAAUGCGGUCGAGUUCGACAAGCAAAAAAAGUCCUUGAGACUCCUGGUCUUCGUGCACGAGGUCCGCGUAUUGAUAUGGUAUGCAAACGCUAUGUUGAUGAGAAGAGAAUCACAGAACUUGAGAACCUGAUCAAAAUCACAAAAGAUGUAUAUGGUAUUGAUCGGAACAUGAUGUACACAUACAUGCUAUCAGCUUGUAUAAACGCGAAAGAUGUGUCCCGUGCCACUGGCCUAUGGACGCAAAUGCAAGAAGAAGAUGUUCAACCAAGUCCUGAAUUUUUGCAGAAAUUGGGUAGAUUUCUUGAAGAACAGAACGAGCCUGUCCCCUUUACAAUUCCUGAUGUACCGGAUAACGUGACAGUGUCAAAUUCUUCCAUGUCGGUCGCCUCCAGCUUAAACGCAAAGAAAACUUCUAGCAUCAGCAAACCUAAAAAAGACAUCUCGGAAUCAAAGUCUCCCAAGAAAGGGGAGUUCUUGACAGCAAUAAAAAAUGGCGACCUAACUGCUGCUCUUGAGCUAAAGAAAGAGUUGGAAAGCCAAGGUGAUAAUAUCUCAGUUAGACAAAAAUCCGAUUUGGUGGAAGUGGCUGUAAAAGCAGGUCGGCUGGAUGUUGCUACCGAGCUUGUUUUAGAGCUAGAAAAAUCGGGUGGAUAUCCUCUUCCACGCAUCUUCCGAUUCUACAUGAAAGCCCUUGCAUCAGCUGGUGAUCAUCAAUCAAUUCGAACGGUUGGGGAGUAUUUAAGCCCAGAAAGAAAGAGUCUCCUAAGCUACGAAAACGUUCUUGCCUCAGCUAUUGCACAAGAUCCCGCUGCCACGACAGCUUACGUCGAUACUCUUUUGAACGACAUUAAAGCGAAAUCUGUUAAUGCGACGUUGGACGAAGAACAGUUAAAGGCAUUAAGACUUACAUUUCCUAGAGGAGGCAUACUAGGGAUACUAGAAAAGAACCCCAAUGUUCUGCCAAAAUGCCAAGAAAUAGCCAACGAAUAUGUUAAACUUGGGGUUUAUGGUCCCGUGAAUUCUCUUUGGUGCUACCAUUUGAAUAGUGGAAAUUUAACUGAAGCCCAGUCAACCUGGGAAACUCUCAAAUCAUCUCCUAUUGCAAUUGGCUUUCAGCCUGUUUGCCGCCACAUUAGGCAACAACAAGACGUGGCUUUGGCCGAAACGCUUAUCAACAUGCUUGCCUCUGGAUCAAGCGUCAAACCGUCAGCCCUAGGCAUCGCAUAUUCCGCAUGGAUUGAUGUCCACCGGUCAAAAAAUGAACUAGAUGCAGCAAUAGCUACUCUCGAUAAAGCCUUGAGCGGAGGCGUUGAGCUCUCGCUUCUAAACGAAUCUACACUGUCCGCGUUAAAAACAGAGUGUGAGAAAGUCGGAAAAAGCUUUCCUUAUUCUAUACCAAAAUCGAGCGAGAAACCUGUAACCCAGCCACAAUCCGAGUAGUGAACGAUUAAUCUAGACCGACACGUUUGUUUUGAUAAUUCCAGUCAAUUGUAGUCGCGAAUUACUUUUUGUUGACAAUAAAGUUAGCCUUGAUUUCGUCA
Daphnia carinata is the source of this 4230-nucleotide messenger RNA. RefSeq names its product leucine-rich PPR motif-containing protein, mitochondrial-like (gene bsf). The transcript is spliced from 18 exons. Lineage: Eukaryota; Metazoa; Arthropoda; Branchiopoda; Diplostraca; Daphniidae. The record is from RefSeq and is a predicted model, not a curated record. Gene Ontology annotation, molecular function: protein binding. Bases 32 to 4129 code for a protein of 1365 amino acids.